GAGUUCUGUUGUCAUUUUAUGUAAAUGAAGCAAAUUCGCUGAUAGAUCUAAAGGGGCCUCAGUAAGCAGAAUGUGACUCUGGAGCUCUGGCCCCGUCUCCUGGACUGCUACUGCUGCUGCUGCUCACUGUGCAAGCAGAGUCAGACUCAGAGGUCUGGAAUAUCUGUUCCGUGACUUGUAGAGAGAGAGAGAGAGAGAGAGAGAGAGAGAGGAGAGGAGGGGAAAGAAAAGAGGAGGGGGGCUCAAGAGGAGAGGAGUGUAAUAGGAAACCAGUCCACCCUUCUUUCUCUCAAUCUUCUCAACCUCUCUCCUUCCCUGUCCCGCAGUCAGCUGGUUGGAAUAACACCUCGCUUCACUCUUGCUGGGGAAGUCCAUGCAACACUACGUCUGAGACUACAGCACUCACCCACUCCCUGCUCAGUGAGGACAGCACGGCUGGGAAGCCUCAGAAGGUGGGCUGGUCUGGGUGUCUCCUCAGCAGUCAUGGGGAGGUCAGGAGCGCUCUGGGUUUGGUUGCUUGGGACAAGCAUGCAGUUGUUACUUCCCCUCGUCCUCUGUGUCACCUGCAUCCAUGGUCUUUUUCCACCACAGCCACGGGUCUUCCUGUCAUUUCAAGAAUUAAAGAAAAUCCAGUCCUUUGAGCACUACACUUUGUCUGAGAAAGCCAUGGACUAUAGGAUCCUCUUCAUGGACGAAGAUCAAGACCGUAUGUACGUGGGCUGCAAAGACCAUGCACUCUCGAUGGACAUCAAUAACAUCAGCCAGACCCCGCUGAAGAUCUUCUGGCCGGCAUCCACUAGUAAGAUCGAGGAGUGUCAGAUGGCUGGCAAAGACCCCACACAUGGAUGUGGAAACUUCUUACGAUUGAUUCAGCCUUAUAACAGGACUCAUCUGUUCAUCUGCGGCAGUGGAGCCUACAGCCCAGUGUGUGCAUAUGUUAACCGUGGCAGGCGUCCUGAGGAGCAAGUCUUCCAAAUCUCUUCCCGAGCAGAAUCAGGGAAAGGAAGAUGCUCGUUUAACCCACAAGUCAACACCAUCUCAGUCAUGCUCAAUCAGGAGCUGUUCUCUGGCAUGUACAUUGACUUCAUGGGGACAGACGCGGCAAUCUUCAGGAGCCUGACCACAAGGAACGCAGUGAGGACGGACCAACAUAACUCCAAAUGGCUGAGCGAGCCAGUGUUCAUCGAUGCACACUUGAUUCCUGAUGGUUCAGACCCAAACGACGCCAAACUUUACUUCUUCCUGCGUGAGAGACUGACAGACAGUAGUGGAAACACUAAGAACAUCCACGCUAUGGUGGCUCGAGUCUGCCCUAAUGACACUGGUGGUCAACGCAGUCUGGUGAACAAGUGGACCACAUUUCUGAAGGCUCGGCUGGUAUGUUCGGUUCUAGAGGAGGACGGUACAGAGACCCACUUUGAUGAGCUCGAGAAUGUGUUUUUAUUGGAGAUGGACCACCCAAAGGGCCUCCUCAUCUUUGGAGUUUUCACCUCUACAAGUUCUGUGUUCAGAGGUUCUGCUGUCUGUGUGUACAACAUGGCUGACAUCCUGACGGUCUUCAACGGACCGUUUGCGCACAGGGAAGGACCCAACUUCCAGUGGGUGACUUUCCAGGGCCGGAUCCCAUACCCACGACCGGGAACUUGUCCUGGUGGUGCGUUCACCCCUCAUAUCCAGAGUACUAAAGAGUUUCCAGAUGAUGUGGUGACAUUCGUGAGGAAUCACCCCAUCAUGUUUAACCCCAUCUACCCAGUCGGCAGGAAACCUCUGGUGGUGCGGACACAUGCCGAUUACAAAUACACCUCUAUAGCUGUGGACCAGGUCACUGCUGCGGACGGACACUACCAGGUUCUAUUCCUGGGCACAGAUAAAGGCACGGUACAGAAAGUCGUGGUUCUGCCGUCAAACGGAUCUCUGGAUGAGGAUCUAAUCCUUGAGGAGCUGGAAGUGUUUAAGAAGCAAUCUCCUAUCACCAACCUAAGAAUCUCAUCUAAAAAGCAACAGCUGUAUGUUAGCUCUGAGCACGGAGUUUCCCAGGUGUCUUUGCACCGCUGCAUGGCAUACGGCUCUGCCUGUGCGGAUUGCUGUUUAGCGCGGGACCCGUACUGCGCCUGGGAUGGGCUCAGCUGUUCUCGAUUCUACCCCACUGGCAAGAGGAGAAGCAGAAGGCAGGAUAUUAUGCAUGGGAAUCCACUGACUCAGUGCAGAGGGUUCAAUCUAAAAGCCUACAGGAAUGCAGUGGAGAUGACUCAGUAUGGAGUCAAAAACAACACCACCUUCCUGGAGUGUCAGCCCAAAUCUCCACAGGCCUCUGUUAAAUGGCUCAUUCAGAGAGACAACGAUCGCAGGAAAGAGGUGAAGCUGAGCGAUCGUGUGGUGUCCACCAAUCACGGCUUGCUCAUCCGUUCAGUGCAUUCCUCGGAUCAGGGUGUGUAUUACUGCCUGGCCACAGAGAAUGGCUUCAAGCGCACACUUGCUAAAAUCCGUCUCCAGAUUCUGAGCGAAGCUCUGGUCAGCGCUCUGAGCAACAAUCAGUCUCCCUGGGGCUGGGCAGCCUCACUGCACCCUAAAGCCCUGGUGUCAGCCUUCAGCCCGGCUGAGACGUUGGCCAUGCACCAAUACUGCAAGGAACGCAAACAGAUGCAGAGUCUGCAGAACAUACAGAACCCCAUGAGAGGUGAUCUGGGCAAACUCAAACCCUUGCUGGACCACAGGAAGAGCAGGAACCGCCGAAACCACUUACGAGAGGAAUAGAGUCGAAACAUGAACAAAGGAAAUGGAUGGAGAGAUGACGAAAAGGAAAAAAAAGACAUGCAUCAGGAGAGAGCUUGAGUGGAAAAUAGAGGAGAACGCUGGAGAAGAUUCCUCUGUUAUGAACCUCAAUUGU
Sinocyclocheilus anshuiensis is the source of this 2887-nucleotide messenger RNA. RefSeq names its product semaphorin-3C-like. Gene Ontology annotation, cellular component: plasma membrane. The record is from RefSeq and is a predicted model, not a curated record. Gene Ontology annotation, molecular function: semaphorin receptor binding; chemorepellent activity. NCBI's taxonomy places the organism in Eukaryota, Metazoa, Chordata, Actinopteri, Cypriniformes, Cyprinidae. The transcript is spliced from 18 exons. The coding region runs from base 484 to 2754 and encodes 756 amino acids. Gene Ontology annotation, biological process: positive regulation of cell migration; negative chemotaxis; neural crest cell migration.